Messenger RNA from Alligator sinensis (Chinese alligator), 2971 nucleotides. It is a transcript of the gene SHC4, whose product is annotated as SHC adaptor protein 4. Gene Ontology annotation, molecular function: receptor tyrosine kinase binding. NCBI's taxonomy places the organism in Eukaryota, Metazoa, Chordata, Crocodylia, Alligatoridae. The record is from RefSeq and is a predicted model, not a curated record. Bases 1 to 1905 code for a protein of 634 amino acids. Gene Ontology annotation, biological process: cell surface receptor protein tyrosine kinase signaling pathway; intracellular signal transduction. The transcript has 12 exons. Gene Ontology annotation, cellular component: plasma membrane.
AUGAGAGAACGCAGCCAGCACGGAUUCAGUGGACACGUAUUAUAUGUAGGACUAUUUAGACACCCAGGAAUGUUGCACAGGGCUAAAUACAGUAGAUUUCGGAAUGAUUCUAUAACAUCAUUAGAUGAAGGUACACCAAGUAGCUCUUUAAAUAUCAAAGGCUCCUCUUCAUCUGCACAUUCCUCAACACCUCACUUGCCAAUUGAAGAUGUCACCUUCGGGACACAGGACAGCUCCCCCACUUUGUGCACUUUGAUACCCCGAAUGGCGAACAUUAAAUUAUCCAAUCCAUCCAAUCUUCCUGGUCUAAAAAGCUUCUGUCUGGGGACAAAAGAAGUGCCAAGAAUUAAACUGACAGAGUGUGGGACUGUUCCAAGCAGCCCAGCCUCCCCAGAAAUCAGUUUAACCAGCUUCCUGCCUACGUCUCAUCUGCAGCAAGAUCUGAACAAGCCCGGUGUAAAUGCAAAAGCUCAAGAUGACUGCAUCCUGCGUGGAUUUGAUGAGCCUGCUUCUCUAAGCAAACAGGAGAAGCACCUGAUGCAAAGCAGUGAAGACACUGUAGAGACCAGCAUGACCUACUGUGUGCGGUACAUGGGUUGCAUUGAAGUUCUGCAAUCAAUGAGGUCUCUGGAUUUUGGCACGCGGACUCAAGUCACCAGGGAGGCAAUAAGCCGACUGUGUGAAGCUGUACCAGGGACAAAUGGAGCUCUAAAAAAGCGGAAGCCUCCAGUUAAGUUUCUGUCUUCUGUGCUUGGCAAAAGUAACCUUCAGUUUUCUGGAGUGAAUAUAAAGCUGACCAUCUCAACAAGCAGCCUUACUUUGAUGAAUGUUGACACCCAGCAGAUAAUUGCCAAUCACCACAUGCAGUCCAUCUCGUUUGCCUCUGGAGGUGACCCAGACACAACAGACUAUGUUGCAUAUGUAGCUAAAGAUCCUGUUAAUCAGAGAGCCUGUCACAUAUUGGAAUGUCCCAAUGGAAUGGCACAGGAUGUGAUAAACACCAUAGGACAGGCUUUUGAGCUCCGGUUCAAGCAAUACUUGAAGAACCCUUCUAGUUUGGUUACUUCCAAUGAAAGCGGGGUAAUGAAUCUCAGUGGAUCAGCUGGGAAUAUGCAGGAGAGGGAGGAUCAUGAAUAUUACAAUGAAAUUCCAGGGAAGGAGCCUCCUACAGGUGGAGUAUCAGACAUACGAACGAAAGUGCAAACAGACCAAAGGGCUAACUGUCCCAUACAAUGUGAAAAGCAAUAUUGUUUGACAGGCAGCCCCAGAUGCAUCAAUAUAUAUGAAAAUUAUCUAGAAGAAAAUAAAACAAUGGGUAACUGCGGUGAGCGAAUGCAGAAGGCAAAAAAAGAUACAGCAUUGUCAAAACCUUCCUGCAAAGUGGAUCUCUUUGAUGAUCCCAGUUACAUCAACACUCAGACCCUGCAAACUACAGUCUCUACUACUAGAGGCCUUGCAUCAACGCAGAGCUAUGGGAGCCCGCUGCAUCAUGGGAAAUUACCAGAAGCUGGUCAGCAGAGUACCACAAGCAAUAUGGCUAGUCUCUGUGUUCCACCACAAAUAAAGCAACAGCUAAGGAGUGAAGAUUGUUACCAUGGCAAAUUAAACAGGAAAGCAGCAGAAAGUCUUUUAAUCAAUGAUGGGGAUUUUUUGGUGCGAGAGAGUGCAACAUCACCUGGUCAAUAUGUAUUAAGUGGAUUGCAAGGGCGGCAGGCAAAGCACCUGCUGUUGGUGGAUCCUGGAGGCAAGGUAAGAACCAAAGACCGUGUAUUUGAUAGUGUGGGUCACCUUAUUCACUAUCACAUGGAAAAUAAUUUGCCAAUCAUCUCUUCGGGAAGUGAAGUCUGCUUGAAACAGCCAGUAAGAAAAGAGAAUAACACAGGACACAUGCAAUAUAACAAAUGACCUUAUUGGAUUUCCUGAUUCUCAAGACAGUUUGUUUAUGAACAUUGCAUUGACUAUUAUGAAACUUCAUUACUACAAAGCCAAUUCAAAAAGUAUAAACUGCACUUUUCAGUUGCUGUUCCAGAAGAUUUUUUUUGUGUUUGUACAUAUGAAUAUAUGUAUAUGUGUAUAUCUAUGUAGAUCUGUAGAGAUCAAUAUGCAUAGCUAUAUAGAUAUAUAUAGUCUUAAUCUUAACAGAAUGAAACCUAGACAGUGAGAGAUCCAUUUGUGGAAAGGUACUAUAGACAUGUACAAAUGUCACCUGUAAGGUCAUACUGAAUCAGGAAGUAUUGAAAAGCACAAUUAAACCUUUACAUGCAAAUGCUCACUUGAACAAACUGCUGGGACAUUAGUAUGUGCCUUUUAGUCGUGGAAUUAUUGGAAACAAAUAUUAUUUAUAUUGGAUUAGUUUUGAGUGCUUAGAUGAAGAUGUGUAGGCAUAGAACUAUUUGCCAAAAUAAAUACGAUUUGAAUAUUACAAAAAGGACAAUUGAUUAUUAUAGACACUAACUUUAUUUCAUUUUGCUUAUAACAGCACUUUAAUAGCAAAUAAUGUUCAAGGUGACUUGCAUACACAAUACAGAAAGAUUGACUGAUUUCUUAGUAAAAAUCAGUUUUUUAUCACUAUCAGAUUGCUUGAAGAUUUGAGAUUAUGCAACAUUUACAAAAUUGAAAUAAAAAUAUGUAAAAUAAUUUUGGAAUAUAACUUGUUACAGAACAAGCAUGCUAGAUCCUAAUAUUUUUGUGUCUUGCAUCUGGUUUUACUAUUAUUGCUGAUUAAUACCAGAAAUGUCUCUUUUAAAAGAAGUAGCUGAAUAUAUUUUUCAUUGAUUCCAUAGAUGUUUACAACAUAAGAAGCUGAAACAGAUGAUACAUUUUGAGUGAAAAAACUAUUUAAAAAAACUCUUUGCAUGUGCUGUAGUUUAUUAUACACUUCCCCAAUGACAUAAUAUCUUCCUUUUUCACUUAGAUUCCAGUUGUUCAUAAAUGUGGGGAAAAGUCUUUUAAACAAAGCAUACAGAUUACA